Molecule: messenger RNA, 1326 nt
Organism: Phaeoacremonium minimum UCRPA7
Lineage: Eukaryota; Fungi; Ascomycota; Sordariomycetes; Togniniales; Togniniaceae
Exons: 1
Coding region: 1-1326 (441 amino acids)
Source: RefSeq, a predicted model, not a curated record
AUGACCUCCCCCUCAACCCUAACAACCGUCUCCACCGCGACCUCGCCCCCGCCAAGAGACCCAACGCAGCCGGACCCCUUCUUCAACCCGCCCUUCUUCAACGACGUGCAGUUUCGAGACCGCGGGUGGUGGAAGAACAUCGCGCAUUUCACCAAGAAGCACCGCUCCGAGGGCAUCUUCAGCUCGGCGGCCAACCACAUCGUCUCGCACCUCGAGUUCGGCGGCUGCCUCGCCGACUACCCGGCGCUCAACAACCGCUACAGCAGGCUGCGCCGCCUCGAGGACAUUGACGACUUCAACGCGGCCAACAGCGCCGCCCGGGGCGACGCGCAGGUCCGCUUCGUCAACUACUUCACCAUCUCCACGGGCCGGCUGAAGAAGCCCGCCCCGCCGCCCCCGCUGCCGUCGAGCCCCUUCCUGAGGCCCGAGGACGCGGAGCCGCGGCGGUCCGUGGACGGGGCCAGCUCGCCGGGCUCCACGCCGCGCAUCUCCGUCGAGGACCACAGCGACGACGGCAGGCCCGUGUCGAUGCAGUUCAUCGCGCCCGAGCCGCUCCCGGACGAGGGGGAGGACGAGAAGGAGUACACCGACGCCAAGGAGCACAGCACGCCCGAGGGAGACAGAGGAGCCACAAGCAUAAACACCACCAACACCGCAGAAUCCAUCGACGCCGGCAUCACCAGGGAGAACACCCUCCCCGCGAUCCCCGACGCCCCGGAGCCCCCGCAGCCGCCGAACCUGGAGCAGUACACGGACAAGGAGGAGCGCAAGCAGGCCGAGAAGGAGGCGAAGCGCGUGCAGAAGGCGUACGAGCAGGCGGUCAAGAACCGCGACAAGGCCCUCAAGGAGCGGCAGAAGCUCGUCGAGAAGCGGCGCAAGCAGGCGCUCAAGGAGGCGCAGAAGCGCGAGAAGGAGGAGCAGAAGCGCGUCCAGAGGCAGGAGAAGGAGGAGCACGCCGCCCUGCAGAAGGAGAUCAGCGAGCUCAACCUGGCUGCUGUGGCCAGCGGCAGCAAGGAGGCGGCUGCCAUCUCGUCGGCGCCGGGGCCGAGCACGCCGGGGGCCCCGUCGCAGCAAGGGCAGCAAGACGAGAAGACAAAGAAGAAGAAGGAGCGCAAGUUCUGCAUGCUGCCGAUGAAGGGGCAGAACGGCACGAGGGACCCGACGUGGGUGCGCAUCGACAUGGAGGGCGUGGACGAGGUGGGCGCCCACUGCGGGCUGUUCUUCCCCGGCCCGCACUAUGAGAAGCUGGUCGGCGACGUGGGCUCGCGGAUCGUGAGCUGGGUGCAGGAGGACGCCUCAAAACGGGCAAUCCUAGCUCUAGACUAA